Molecule: messenger RNA, 1675 nt
Organism: Punica granatum (pomegranate)
Lineage: Eukaryota; Viridiplantae; Streptophyta; Magnoliopsida; Myrtales; Lythraceae
Source: RefSeq, a predicted model, not a curated record
GGCGCUUCCUUCCUUGGACUGUCUCUGCCCUCUCCCGUCUCAGUCUUUCAUGCUCUGCCAUUCCCCUGCCUUCCCUCCCUGUCUUUCCCACAACUACGUUUUUUCUAAUUUGUCCUUCAUUGGAACUUUUAGAAAGAGCUCAAAUUAUUGAGCCCCGGUAGUGAUUGUCGCAAAACUGAGCCUUUUUCUCGACCGAGAAGAGUAACCCCGGAACCAUGAUUUCAAGGUUUCUCAGCGGCGUCCGUGGCACGAUCCUGUCUCCGAGGAACAGCUCUCCCCUGUCCAAGGUGCUAAGAUCAUCGGUCACGAUAAAUAUUAUUGAACAUUCGUAUAUAUAGAUAUCAUCAAAAUUUGGCCGAAAGACGAUAAAUGAUCGAUUUACUCUGCGUUCUCAGUUCAGAGAUUUCUACUGCUACACUUCUCAAGCUGCUUCCUCUUUACAGCAAGCAUGUGAGCCAUUCCCAUAUAGUGAGGAUGAAUAUGCUUAUGUGGACUGGGACAAUCUCGGGUUCGGUCUCAUGCCGACGGAUUACAUGUAUGUCAUGAAAUGUUCGGAGAAUGAUAGAUAUAAAGAAGGGAAAAUCAGCCGGUAUGGGAAUAUCGAACUUAGCCCUUCUGCAGGAGUCCUGAAUUACGGCCAGGGACUUUUUGAAGGACUGAAAGCGUACAGGAAAGAAAGUGGAGGCCUUUUGCUCUUCCGUCCUGAUCAGAACGCAAUGAGGAUGAAAUUCGGGGCUGAGAGGAUGUGCAUGCCUGCUCCAUCGGUCGAUCAAUUUAUCGAUGCAGUGAAACAAAUCACAGUCGCUAACAAACGUUGGGUUCCUCCUCCGGGAAAAGGAUCUCUGUACAUUAGGCCUCUGCUGAUGGGAAGUGGUCCGAUAUUGGGUUUGGCCCCAGCUCCCGAGUAUAUGUUUCUAAUAUACGCUUCACCCGUUCGUAAUUACUUCAAGGAAGGUUCAGCGCCCUUGAAUUUAUAUGUUGAUGAUGAGUAUGACCGAGCAUCUCGAGGUGGGGCUGGAGGCGUGAAGACUAUUACGAAUUAUGCACCGGUUUUGAAAGCAAUAAUGAGCGCAAAAGGCAGAGGAUUUUCUGAUGUCUUGUACCUCGACUCAAUGAACAAGAAGUAUCUCGAGGAGGUCUCCUCGUGCAACAUUUUCCUGGUGAAGGAUAAAGUAAUUUCCACUCCCGCCACAAACGGGACGAUCCUCUCUGGUGUCACAAGGAAAAGCAUCAUAGAAAUUGCUCGUGAUCUCGGGUACCAGGUCGAGGAACGUGCUAUCCCGGUGGAAGAACUGAUGUACGCUGAUGAAGUCUUUUGCACGGGAACUGCUGUAGUAGUUGCACCGGUUGGCAGCAUAACGUACAAGGACAAGAAGGUUGAGUUCAGAACAGAUGCUGAGGCUUUGAGCAGGAAGCUGUACAAUACUCUCGUCGGGAUUCAGAUGGGUGUCAUCGAAGACAAGUUCGGGUGGACUGUGGAGAUCGAGUGAGGAGAUCUUCGAUUCUAAGGGCAAACUUCCUUGCUCAAUCAUGUCGGAUAGAUCUGCAUAGACGCAUCUACUGCUGUUCGCUUGUUGAAUUACCUGUACAUGGACCGCAGCAAUGAGCUGUAUCUUACUGUGAAUGGAACUUAAGGAAACCACAUCUUCCGACUCUUUAAACAGCUUUAUGGCCA